Molecule: messenger RNA, 228 nt
Organism: Phytophthora nicotianae INRA-310
Lineage: Eukaryota; Oomycota; Peronosporomycetes; Peronosporales; Peronosporaceae
Exons: 1
Coding region: 1-228 (75 amino acids)
Source: RefSeq, a predicted model, not a curated record
AUGUUUUCCGUCACUCACCGAAAAGAUACCGAGUGGGAUUACAGCGUAGUGUGGCAUGCGAUCAAGGGCAAUCACUUUGCGUUAGCUCAAUGGUUGUUCGAAAGAGUCAUACCGUCCAAUCCGAGCUUUAAUCGCUGGGCUGCAUUUGCAGCCAGGAACGGAAAUCUGGACCUGAUCAAGUGGAUCUCGAGUCUGUCAGAGGAAAUCGACUUGCAUGGAGCAAUGUAA